AUGGAUAGCGCUCGCCAGGAAGCCUUCAGAAAGGUCCGAGAGCCAUGUGUGGAAUUAAGCUCCGUUGGACUGAAGUUUCGAGGACACCAAGCUAGCCCUGUUGAAGUCCUCAAAGCACUCCGUUCUGUGUACAAUGUGUUGGAUGAACUCGCAGGCAAGCAUGCUCUGGAUGAGAAACUGGCGCAGUACGCUUUCUUUCCUCUAGCACAUAUUUUCAACGAAUCCAAGAGAGCACCCGUCAACGUCCUGGAGCUGGCCGUCAACUGCCUACGAGUUCUUGUUUCGGAAGGAUGGAAAGCGCGCCUAUCGCCCCAAAUGGGGAAGCAAUUAGUUAUUCUGUUGACACUAAUUGCGGGCGGCGCUCCAGAUAGCGCAAAGAAGAGCCAGAGCCUACAGGCGUCUUCUGUUGAGCUGGAAAUCGCGGGAUUUACCUGUCUAAAUGCCAUAUUUGAUGUGCUGUCUGGGCCCGUAGCAGAACGGACUUUGUACCACGAGAUUGGUACCGCUACGGUUGUUGAUCAGACCGUAUAUCUCUUGUUAGAAGGAAUUGCCAGUGACCGAUCGGACGAGCUUUGUAUCACAGCCGCCAAAGCGCUCGAAGCACUCUACCGUCGCAUCACUGAUCGUGUUGUUCUUGCAAGUAUAAUGCCGCGGACUGUCUCAGCAUUGACAAAGGUACUGAAACCGACGACGCAAAUUCGGAGGUCGUAUCAAUUGCUUACUAUCUGUUUACGUGUACUUUGCAAUAUGUUGAAAGCAGUUCUCAAUGAUCAGGCCAACUCGCAAUUGCCUGCAAAGGCCAUCCAGCCACAACGCGAGGAGAGACUGGUAUUGGACGAGUCCUGGUUGAAGGCAACGACUACUCAGAUAAAGCUCGCAUUAACUCAAGUUAUUCAACUAAGACGACACGAGCGCGAGGUAGUGCAAGAUCAACUGUUGCAUCUCUGCAUUAUGGUUAUAGAGGACUGUCUCACGACGUUACAGGAAUCGAUACCUGUGCUGGUCGAAACCAUUGUUGUCCUAUCAGAGCUGAAUGAGCAACAGAUUCCAAACAACGCAUACUCAUCGCUAAAGCACCUCGCUACCACUUAUCCAGCAAUUCUGGAUUCGCUCAAAAAUUCCCUGCAUAGCUGGCUUACUGCGUUUCCGAGGACGAUGCAGAGCAACGAUGAAACAUCCAAACAGUGGGCUAUCAAGCAGAUAGCCACUGCGUUCCAGGUCCUCUCUGAGAUCCAGUCAAGCUCAAAUCUCCUCACCAGCAGCCUAACAGCUGGAUUAUGCGACAGUGUUGCUGUUAUUGCUCAUAAAGCGACCAGCUCACUUCAGCCGUUGAACCACGAGCUGACGAACAAUCAAACAUUGGAGGUUCUGGGUACUGAGAAAGAGACCAUUACCUUCUCGCCUGUACUGCUAGAGCACAAAAGUCAACAGCAAACUCUCAAGGACCUCCGGGAAAUGAUCGCCCGGCUCAACCUCUCCAAUUCUGCUAGCGAAAUCACUCGCCUGAUUGUCAACCGAAUCCAUCAUGAACAAGGAAACUCAAUCAUCGCACCGCUAUGGCUGGCCACCACGUUCCUGAAGGAUACAACACAGUAUGCAAACAGCUUUGACGAUUUUAUUUCGUUGGAUCACAUCGAGCCGUCGUCUCCAUUCUCUACUAGGGCUAAUAUGAUUGAGGAGCUGUACUAUGUUUCCUUGCCCAUCCUCAACGAGCCAACGAUAGGUGAAACUGGCGAUUGGCGAAUCUCCGCGCUUGCUCUUGAAGCCGUUGCCCUUCAGUCUCAGGAGUUGCGAGAAGCUUUCCGCCCUGAACUCAUGGAUGCGUUGUAUCCUGUUCUGCAACUGCUAGCGUCCAACAAUCAAGCCUUACAGAGACAUGCGAUGGCGUGCCUUAAUAUCCUCACGCAGGCGUGCAACUACCCUGACACUAGUACCAUGAUCGUCGAAAACGUCGAUUACCUCGUGAACUCCGUGGCUCUGAAGUUGAACACGUUCGACGUAUCACCGUACCCUCCUCAAGUCCUGCUUAUGAUGGUGAAGUUAUGCGGUGCACGGCUUGUUCCUUACCUGGACGAUCUUGUGGACUCGAUAUUUGGAAUCCUAGACCUUUACCAUGGAUACCCAAAGCUCGUCGAAUUGAUGUUCAAGACAUUGACUGCUAUUGUCGAGGAAAGCACAAAGACCCCGUCAAUUCUAGCAAUUGAAAAUGGCACCGGAAAGGCACCAGAUCACUUCAAACGAAAAUAUCAAGAAAUAAGCAUUUCUAUCCUCGCGGAGGACUUCGCCCGUCGAAAAGCGAAGCGUCUUGAAGGUGCCCAGUCAACAGGAGACGAUGGUCGUCUGUCUCACCCAGCCCGGCCAUGGGCUGAAGAACGUGAGGGAAAAGCCCAAAAAGACGCCCUUGAUGGGGAUUCUCUGUCAGAUAUCUUGAACAGAGACGAGUCAGAUGAGCCUCUACCACCACCUCGUGAACCCGACGACGCCGAAAAACCAUUAAGUAAAACGCAUUCGCUCCUCCUCCACAUCGUGAGGUCCUUGCCCUUGCACUUAUCCUCACCAUCACCAUACCUCCGCCGCUCCUUACUCUCCAUCCUCAUAGACGUCCUCCCCGUCCUCGCAGCAGACGAAAAAAGCUUUUUGCCACUAUUAAACGACCUCUGGCCAGCGGUCGUCUCAAAAAUCACUUUCCCUUCUUCCCUCGGCAGUACAGCAUCAUCCUCAUCCACAGCCCUCCUGGGCAUCGAAACCAACACCAGCACCCAGAAGGACCGCCAAACCCAGGGCCUCGACAACGACUUAGACUUUAAAGAGGAAACCUUCGUCACAACGACCGCAUGCAAAGCCGUCGAAGCAAUGUUCACCUCAGCCGGCGAUUUCAUGGCGUCCCGCGUUGAAGCGGAAUUCCCGCGCUGGGAGCGCAUCUACAACCGUGCCUGGGAAAGGGUCCGUCAGGAUACAGAUAAGAUCGUCGAGCGGCAGCAAAACCAGCACCUUCUCAAAGGCUCCAACGGUUCCGGUUCCAGUGAUCAACCACUGCCUGAAGGGGCGCUCAUCACCACACAACCGCCACCAACGUCCUUCAUCCAAUCCCUCUCCCUAACAAAAGCGGGGUCGUCAUCCGGCUCCCGAGCAUUCACGCCCCAUCAUACCCUCUGGCGCGCUCUCAUCUCGCUCUUCCUAACACUCCUCUCUCACGUCCGUCUGCCCUUGGCAGUCGGAGACCGAAUCUGCCAUAUCCUUGGUGAAUGGAUAACACGUUACGCAGGGCCGGGCUACUACUUCUCCCGCAGCCCAUCCAAUGCUGGUGCAGAAGCCGAGAUCGUGUCAAUCGAGAAUGUCAUCCAGGCUAUGGAGACAUGGAAUCCGGAUUUGACGUGGUUCAUCUUUAAGCAGCAGAAUGCAAGGUUUAGGGAUAGUUUGAAGGUGAAGAAGGGUGUGAGGGCCGUUGAUGAAAACUUGCAGCCGGCUUGCGGUCCUGGCCUUGGGCCGUUGGAUUCAGUGGCUUUCGCUGGGGAUCAGGUGCGGUUCGCGGAGAUCGGCUUUUAG
This is a messenger RNA of Aspergillus mulundensis, 3546 nucleotides long. RefSeq lists its product as uncharacterized. Bases 1 to 3546 code for a protein of 1181 amino acids. Gene Ontology annotation, biological process: chromatin remodeling. The record is from RefSeq and is a predicted model, not a curated record. NCBI's taxonomy places the organism in Eukaryota, Fungi, Ascomycota, Eurotiomycetes, Eurotiales, Aspergillaceae. The transcript is spliced from 2 exons. Gene Ontology annotation, cellular component: cytoplasm.